GGGCGGGGCCGGCUGUUGGCGGCGGUUGGUCCGGCCUUGGUGGCGGCUCCACGUGCGGGUGGGGACGAUGCGUCACUGAUUAGUGAGGCCCGGCCGAGGGGUCGGCCUCCGUCCGGAGUCUUCGGCUGGCUCCCCUCUCAGAGGAAUUAGGAUGAAUAUGACUCAAGCCCGAGUUCUGGUGGCUGGAGUGGUGGGUCUGGUGGUGGUCCUCCUCUACGCCUCCAUCCACAAGAUCGAGGAAGGACACCUGGCCGUGUACUACAGGGGAGGAGCUUUACUAACUAGCCCCAGUGGACCGGGCUAUCAUAUCAUGAUGCCUUUCAUUACUACCUUCAGAUCUGUGCAGACAACACUACAAACUGAUGAAGUUAAAAAUGUGCCUUGUGGAACAAGUGGUGGGGUCAUGAUCUAUAUUGACCGAAUAGAAGUGGUUAAUAUGUUGGCCCCUUGUGCAGUGUUCGAUAUCGUGAGGAACUACACUGCAGAUUAUGACAAGACCUUAAUCUUCAAUAAAAUCCACCAUGAACUGAACCAGUUUUGCAGUGCCCAUACACUUCAAGAAGUUUACAUUGAAUUGUUUGAUCAAAUAGACGAAAACCUCAAGCAAGCUCUGCAGAAAGAUUUAAACGUCAUGGCCCCAGGCCUCACCAUACAGGCUGUGCGUGUUACAAAACCCAAAAUCCCAGAAGCCAUAAGAAGAAAUUUUGAGUUAAUGGAGGCUGAGAAGACGAAACUUCUUAUAGCUGCACAGAGACAAAAGGUUGUGGAGAAAGAAGCUGAGACAGAGAGGAAAAAGGCUGUUAUAGAAGCAGAGAAGAUUGCACAAGUGGCAAAAAUUCGGUUUCAGCAGAAGGUGAUGGAGAAAGAAACCGAAAAGCGCAUUUCUGAAAUUGAAGAUGCUGCAUUCCUGGCCCGAGAGAAGGCGAAAGCAGAUGCUGAGUAUUAUGCCGCACACAAAUAUGCCACCUCAAACAAGCACAAAUUGACCCCGGAAUAUCUGGAGCUCAAAAGGUACCAGGCCAUUGCUUCUAACAGUAAGAUCUACUUUGGCAACAGCAUCCCUAGCAUGUUCGUGGACUCUUCUUGUGCUUUGAAAUAUUCAGAUGUUAGGACUGGAAGAAAAGGUUCUCUCCCCUCUAAGGAGGCUCUUGAACCCUCUGGAGAGAGUCCUGUCCAAAACAAGGAGAAUACAGGUUGAUGCAACAGAUGGAAAUGUUCUCCAGUAUCAAGAUGUGGCCCAAGGGGUUAAAUGGGAACAAUGGUUAUACAACUCUUCAGAUUUACGGAGAACUCACACUCUGUUCUGCCUCUCCUGUGGUCGUCCUGGUUUAUCAGCUGAUUGCAGGAUAGAACUAGCUGUCUGCACCCAGAUGGUCUUUUCAGCCGCAGUUUUAUCAACUAUCCUGAAUGUGUUCCUUUCUUAACUGGUACUCAUGAAUGAGAGAAAGUCUGAUGCUAAGAUACUGCCUGCACUGGAAUGUUAAACACUAGAUAUAUAACAAGCUAUGUUUUUCUAAGCUGAGAUCUAUUGAAUAAUGUUUACAUUGGUCCCUGUGGAAAUGUGUGUUCAGCCAUUCAAGAGAUUGGAGGCCAGAGAGAAGAUGGCCAGAAUGUGGUAAGUGUAAUGAAGACUGAUUGCUUUGGGACCCAGGCCCUCUCUUUGGGGUCCAGUCCUGGCAUUCAUCCCUGUGAUUAGCAUCUAGUCCACAAAAGUUCUUCAGGAAAUGAUCUUCCACUUGAGCAACCAUUUACUUGAUAAGAUUCUCACCUGUUUGAUUUCCUGUAGUCAAGAUGGUGGGCUGCUGGGACGUGCACCAUGCCACCCAAUCAGAGAUUCUUCAGAGAGAUUCCUAAUCAUUAGUUUAUUGCUUUAGUAAGCUCAGAGAUAGAGCUUGGUUUGAAGUUUGGGGUGAGAUGAAACCUUUGCUUUGAACCAAAGCUCAGGGGGACAUGCAUUCUCCAUUAGGUGAUGGAUGUCUGUGUCACUGCCUCAGGCCAUGUGUGACAAGUUGCCUGGUUUUUAGCCACAGACAACUCCUUAUAUGUCACCUCUCAGCUCUGACCAAGAGUGGAACAAAGACUUUAACCAGAAAUAGGAGCAGUAUCCAGUUCCUAGCUGUUCACUGCACAGUAUUGUAUCAUAACUGCAGGAAGUUUUUAUUUUUAAAACUGGAUUUGGGGUGCUUUCAUUUGCCCCAGUACCUCUGCCUCUAAAGGUCAAAUCCUGGGGCUGCCAUGGUUACUAGCCCACAGAUUCUCCUUCUGAAAUUGUUCAGGAGUCCACAUAGGGUGAAACAAGGAGUAACCUAGAAAGCAUCCUUGGUCAUCUUUUUCUCCGUCCCCCCUGGCCCAGAGAUGCUAAAAUCGAAGUUGUUCCCCAGCUUUUACCUCACCUAGGAGAUCAGGAUUAUUCCAGUGACUUCCUAGGCAGCCAGUGGAUUUUAAUUUCCAUGGGAGGCUGGUAAAAGUUAGCCUAUGGCUAUGGGAGAUCUAUUUUCAUCUGGACCUUUUUUACCUUAAGUUUCCUGAAUCAGUGAGCCCUGUAAUUAGGCCAGAAUUUAUGCAGUUUUAAGACACCUUUUAUGUACGCUGCAUUCAAGCCAGACAGAAAACUCAUGGGACCACUUCCGGAAACGUUUAAGCUAACUAUCAGUCUCAUGACAGCCUGUGGGUUGUGCCAAACACUUAAUAUGGGAAAGGAAUCCCAGAUUCAGGGUCUUUUCCCUAGGCCUUAUCCUAUAAAGGCAUUCGUAAUAUGAAAACGAUUUUUGUUUUUGCUCAUUUAAUUAUAUACAUUCUCUUUAUGAAUGAAUUUUGCAUUCUCUAGCCCUCUUUAAAAGGUCUUUGGAACUAUAUAAUAAACUGUCAUAUACGUUGCUGCAUAUAAAUAAUGAUUGUUGUGGGAAGUCUGGAUCAUUGACCUUUGUGCUUUCAUUCCUAGAGAUGUUUCCUAUUCCUAUGAGCUAAAAGCUGUUGCCCCAAAGUGGUGGAUGUGGGUUUUCUUACAAGCCACAAGCCCUGGUGGCAGAGUUGAGGAACAGGGAAGUAGCACUGUGAAGUUUUCGAGAAAGGACUUUUGUUUAAACUCUCCAUGGAGUGUGCUUCCCUGUGCUCACUGGAGCUCUCAGUCUGUCCCCCAUUCAGGGAUGUUCCUUUUGGUAAUCUUGAAGUCUAAAUUUAUAUGUGAAAUGCUACCUUUUUAAAAAAAGACACUGAAUAAAAUUAUUUUACUAUCAGUGA
Dama dama (fallow deer) is the source of this 3240-nucleotide messenger RNA. It is a transcript of the gene ERLIN1, whose product is annotated as ER lipid raft associated 1. The transcript is spliced from 12 exons. Gene Ontology annotation, molecular function: cholesterol binding; ubiquitin protein ligase binding. The record is from RefSeq and is a predicted model, not a curated record. Gene Ontology annotation, cellular component: endoplasmic reticulum; endoplasmic reticulum membrane. The coding region runs from base 152 to 1198 and encodes 348 amino acids. NCBI's taxonomy places the organism in Eukaryota, Metazoa, Chordata, Mammalia, Artiodactyla, Cervidae. Gene Ontology annotation, biological process: SREBP signaling pathway.